UCCGACAAACUACCUCCGCGCAAAUCAACGCGCUACCGUACUAGCCAGAGAACUACCGCGAGAAAGUAUUCACGAAGCGGACAAAUGUAUACGGUUAAUUGGAACUUAACUUACUGCGUGUUUGUCGUUAUCUCCGUUUUCCGGUGUAGUAUGUAGUUUGCGAAAUUUUCGCGGCUGAUGAGUGUUGCGACGAACGUCCGGCGUGCGCAAGGAAGGGCUAGUUUGCCGGCGACGCGUGCGUUUAACGAACUUUUUUAGCGCCCCCUGCCAGCAACUUACUGCAACAUAUUACUAUACACAUACAUACGUAUAUAGUGGAAUUGAAGCGCACUCUAGUAGACUUUAUGUAUUACCAAUUCUAAUGGACUUCUUUCCGACUCGUACAACAAAUUUCAACGUUAUCUUCUUUAGUACGUCGACAUAUAGUUCAAGUAGUAUUUCAUCUUCGUUCAACGACAUCGUUCAACAUGCCGCCACAAUUAGCAACGAAAAAGCAUGCUAAAUAUUUUCAAAGGUUACUGCAAGUGGUGCCCAGUCGUUUGGCAGACCAUGAUUAUUCCAGACUAGCUAUAGCUUUCUUUGCUAUAUCAGGACUUGAUAUAUUAAAUUGCUUAAAUGAUCUUAGCAAAGAAACGAAACUAGAAGCAAUUGAGUGGAUCUAUAGGCUACAAGUUACUGGAGCUGGGGCACGUUCUGGUUUCCAACCAUCUACGAUGAUACCAAAGGAUGUUCCAAAAUACCAGUGUGGUCAUUUAGCAAUGACUUAUCUUGGACUUGUCACCCUUCUAAUUCUUGGAGAUGACUUAAGCAGAGUGGACAGAAAGUCUAUUAUCGAAGGUCUACGAGCUUGUCAAAAUACAGAUGGAUCUUUCGUAGCUGUUAUAAUAGAUAGCAACAGCGAGAAUGAAAGCGACAUGCGAUUUCUUUACUGCGCUUGUUGUAUAUCCAGCAUCUUAAAUGAUUGGUCAGGAGUAGACAAAGUGAAAACCAUUGACUACAUUUUAAACAGUAUUUCAUAUGAUGGAGCAAUGGGACAAGGACCUGGCCUUGAAUCACACGGAGGAUCUACAUUCUGUGCUGUAGCUAGUCUAUUUCUCAUGAAUGAGCUUCACAAUGUCCUGACAAACGAUCAAUUAAAUAGACUAAGAAGAUGGUGCCUCAUGAAACAAGAUAGUGGAUUUCAUGGACGACCUGGAAAACCGUCUGAUACUUGCUACAGUUUUUGGGUUGGCGCGACCCUACAAAUGCUCGAUGUUAACAAGUUUUCAGACCCCGAUGAGAACAGAGCAUUUCUUCUUGAAACUCAAGAUAACAUUACAGGAGGAUUGGCAAAAUGUGCUGAUAGCCAUCCCGAUCCUCUUCAUACAUACUUAGGUAUAUGUGGUCUAAGCUUAUUGGGAGAAUCUGGUUUAUGUAUAUUAAAUGCUGCUUUUAAUAUCUCCGAUAGAGCAUAUAAACAUUUAUUAAAACUGCACGAAGUAUGGUAAUGUUAUAAACAUUUAUGUAAAGUACUUGCAACAACUAAAUACCAUAUCAAGCGCACAGAAAUAAUAUGUGGAAGAAAAAAGUAACAGUUUUGCAUUUUGCCUCCAAUGUUUACGUAGUUCUUACAGGCUCUCUGUGCAGAGAACCAUUUAUUCUAAAAAUGUCAAUUAAGAAGAAUAUUAUGAUUUCGUAAUGCGUAAUUAAUGCUUUUGUUUCAACUAUAUCGUUUAAUUACUAAAGGUCUAGAAAGCACAUGCCAGAAGUGAAAAUAAAAUUAGCAGCAUAACUAAAACACAGCAAAGUGUCAUUAUAUACAAAUUUUAAAAGUUAUAAUAAAACAAUAAAUAUAUGUAUGAGCA
Molecule: messenger RNA, 1844 nt
Organism: Megalopta genalis
Lineage: Eukaryota; Metazoa; Arthropoda; Insecta; Hymenoptera; Halictidae
Gene: betaggt-I
Product: geranylgeranyl transferase type-1 subunit beta
Biological process (GO): protein geranylgeranylation
Cellular component (GO): CAAX-protein geranylgeranyltransferase complex
Molecular function (GO): CAAX-protein geranylgeranyltransferase activity
Source: RefSeq, a predicted model, not a curated record